UCGGACUAGUUCCCUGAUCGCAGUCUGACCAGAAGAGGGCAUUCCGCUUCUGCCUGACAAAGUUGCUUUGACAAGCAGACGUGAUUAACGGCGGCGUCAUGCUGUAUUUCAAACCCAGCAACAGCGAGAGGGAAGGGAACGGAUGAGCAGGAAAAAAGAAAAGAAGGGGGGGAUGUUUGGAUGACUUUCCCGAGAGACUCGUUGACAGCGCUUCACACUCACUUGGGAAUAAACCUGCUGCUUACUUUCUUUCGGUGUGCCGCGCAGAACACAGACGAAAAAAGGUCUUUUACCAGAAAAAUAUUUAUGGGAAGUAACGGCCUGCUUUUUUAUAUCAUGCUGACGCUUGUGUGAAGUUCCAGACGGGAUUUUCGCGGAAUUUCCGUGCGCAUGUAAGACUGGCGUGACUUACUUGGAUGUGAUACUGUUACCGCCUGCGCCAGCUGCAGUGCUCUUUCUGGCUGUUGCUUUAAAAAAAAGAAAAGAAAAGAAAAGAAGAAGCUGAUUCUUCGCUUUGCUUCUGAGACAUGGAUAGAGAGUCCUGAAGCCGGAUUUCGCAAGCCUUCAAUCUGGAGUCGGGAAGUAAAUGACAUUCUCUGCGGUUCGCUGGGACGGGAAUAGGUGCAGAGCUAAACCGGAUAAAGCAUCGCAGGUCCGGGAGAGUGAAAAAGGGCAGGUGCGCUUUGGAGUCAGCGACUGCGCGGAGAGAGCGGACCGGUGGAUUAGGACGAUACCUGCGUGUGCUGUGGAGAGCGCAUCAUGCGGACUCGGAUGUCGCGCACAAUGAGCCAUUAAAACCUGUAGGCUGGAGCGAAAACUGAUAAGCGGAUAUGGGCUCUGCUUUGCAGCGUCGCUGGCUAUUGUUCCAACUCCUGAUGCAGGUGUGGCUAGCGGCAAAUCCAUCUCUAAGUGAUCGCCACUGCCCUAAGAGUUGUCGCUGUGAUGGAAAAAUUGUCUACUGUGAGUCAAGCGCCUUUCGUGAUGUCCCCAAGAACCUUUCAGGAGGCUGUGAGGGCCUGUCGCUGCGGUACAACAGCCUCUCCAGUCUUCGCGCAGGACAGUUUGUUGGCCUCAACCACCUUAUUUGGCUCUACUUGGACCAUAAUUACAUUGCCUCUGUGGAUGCAAUGGCAUUCCAGGGGGUCCGCAGGCUUAAAGAACUGAUUCUAAGUUCGAACAAGAUCACAUCGCUCCAUAAUACAACAUUUCAUCCUGUCCCUAACUUGCGGAAUUUGGACUUGUCAUACAAUAAACUGCAAGCCUUGCAACUUGGGCAAUUCCAAGGGUUACGCAAACUUCUUAGUCUUCACAUACGAUCUAAUUCACUAAAAACUCUCCCAAUGCGUCUUUUUCAAGAUUGCAGAAAUCUUGAAUUCCUUGAUCUUGGUUACAAUCGCCUCCGGAGUAUCACUCGAAAUGCACUUUCUGGACUUGUCAAACUCACUGAGUUGCAUUUGGAGCACAAUCAGUUCUCCAAGAUCAAUUUUUCCCAUUUUCCUCGACUUUACAAUCUACGAGCUCUUUACCUGCAGUGGAAUCGCAUUCGAUCAAUGAGCCAGGGCCUGACUUGGACCUGGGCCUCUGUCCAAAAACUGGAUCUGUCAGGGAAUGAACUGGCAGAAGUGGAUCCUGUAGUUUACCAAUGCUUACCAAACCUGCAGACUCUCAACCUAGACUCUAAUAAGCUGACAAAUGUUUCUCAGGAGGUUGUUGAUGCUUGGAUCUCACUGACCAUGAUUAGUUUAGCAGGAAAUGUUUGGGACUGUAGCCCUGCCAUCUGUCCUCUUGUGGCUUGGCUGAGAAAUUUUAGAGGGGCAAAAGAGACCACAAUGAUUUGUGCCUCUCCCAAGAAAGCUCAAGGAGAGAAAGUGAUGGAUGCGAUUGAAGCAUUUGGGGUUUGCCAAUCCCAGCAAGGGCCAGUACUCACAGUGAACAUUACUCCAAACCUAUCCAGGGUCCCUGUACAAACAGAAUAUAACCCAUCUGUUCUGGCUUUGACAACUAGCUCGGGAAAGAGAUCUGAGGGAUCUCUUUGGGGUCCUACUUCAUUGGCAGUUACCCCACCUGUUGCACUUCCUCCAGAGCAAGACUUAGAACCUGUCUCCUUCCAUAAGAUUGUGGCUGGAAGUGUUGCCCUGUUUCUGUCCGUUGCAAUGAUCCUCUUGGUAAUUUAUGUGUCCUGGAAGCGCUACCCUAAUAGCGUGAAACAGCUCCAGGAGCACUCUGCCGCGGCUCGCAAGCGUCGCAAGAAACCCCGAGAGACGGAGCGCACCCUUAGCUCCCCUCUGCAGGAGUACUAUGUGGACUACAAGCCCAACAAUUCUGAGGCCAUGGAUGUGCUCGUCAAUGGAACUGGACCGUGCACCUACACCAUCUCAGGCUCCCGAGAAUGCGAGGUCCCCCACCAGAUGGGUGCCCUAACCUUUUACCGCUAUGAACAGCCCAUUGUAGACUACUGCCAGGCCCAUCAACCCCUGCGGCUCAACAUGGGAUACGAAGGCCCACCUCAGGGACUGGAAGGACUUGAAGACCUGGGGCCAUGUGACAGGGGCACAAUACAGACGGUGGCCUUGCCUGCAGUGCCCUCUGUUGCCAGCAUAGGUGGCCCUGUGCCAGGGGCCCGGUCCCCUCCUCCGCCCCUCAUGCAACAAACUGAAGGCCCCAGCAGCGGCCCUUAUCCUCCCCCAGAACGCACCGGAACUCUUAAAUUCGGACGCUAAAGAGUCUGGCCGUUAGAGGUGGGAGAAAAGGCUGUGAUUCACCAUUGCUUUUGAAAGGAAGGGAGCAGGUGAGGUGGUUCAAUGGGGCCUUGUUUUUACCACAUGGACGAACGGACUACAUUUUCAAAAUAUGCCUGGAGGGUUUUGGCACUGGAGAUACACAGUCUUAUAGUAAUAUAAUAUGGUGGGACAUUUAUCAUUCUGAAUUUUUUUAAAUGCAGCUCAUAGAAAAAAAGCCCUUACUACCUACUCAUGAAAAGUAAUUUAGCAGAUGAUGAAAAGAGUUGCUUUGUGGCCUAAUCUGGUCUUCAUCAUAUCUGAUGUCAGCCCAAUGGCUUACGUGUUCACAGUGGCAGCAGUCAGCUUCUGCAAUGUCAGGAGUGAAAGGGGACGUGCAAUAAACAAAAUGUCUCGAUCAUAGAACAGAGCAGUAACGCGACAGAUCUCUGAGGUUUUGUGAAGCACAGGAGGCUUCUUACUGUAAUUAGAAAAUUCAUCUCACAAGCUGUUGACAAAGUGAGACCUGCAUUAUCGUUCCGGAAAUAAUCACAUUCAGACUUUCUUUUGUUCUGUUUUGUUGGAUGUUGUAUUUAGAACUGAAUUCAAUUUCUGUGCAUGUUAAACCAAAGAGUUUAUUAAGGACUUUCUUUAAGGCACAUACAUAAAAUAUCAGUUGUAUUACACAACAAGCCCCUGCCAGUUCGCACUUAACCGCCAAAGCCCCCUGCUGUUUAUGACAAACUUUGCAGAUGAGUAAAGCACUCAAGCAUGAGUCAGGUCAGAUAGCUGAACUGAUAUGUUGGACAGAUUUAUUAUAGUCAUGAAAUGUAUAAGGGAAACCAUGAACAACAGCUUCCAAAGCAGUAUGUUCAAUAAAAAAAAUCAUAAUAACAGAAAACAUAUAGGUGCCCUUUAGGAAGUAAAUGGCUAAUCACUGUACGUGAAUAUACCCCAACUGAAUGACUCACUUUUCUUUAGGAAACCUUUCAUGUGGAUAUUCAUGAGAAAAUAAGUACAUUUAGAUGAUCAUGUGUACAUAUUAUUCAAAAGGUUGAGCCUAUUGAAAGAGAAACCACUCUCACUGCCCCAAAAUUGUCAUUUGAAACAAGUCAAUGAUUGACUCUCAUCAGAAUGGACUACAGAAGGAGCACCACGCUCCUCCUUCCCUGCCGCCACAGAGAACAACACUGCUGACUGGAGGCAUGUUAAACCAGCAAGCUGACUUCUCUUUGACCUGCAUAUGAACCCACGGACUGUAUUGGGAAUAUUACCAGACAUGUUUAUUUUUUAUUUGUUUUUGUUCUAAAAAGCGUGCAAUGGAGUUUUAUGCACUCAGUAACCCUGUGGCCGCUGUGUUGAGCACUUCUUAUGGAGCCGUUGGGGACUUAACAUACAGCAGCGACAGGCUGUCAAGUAUAGUGUCUGGCUCGGGCCAGAGUGUUGUGGAAGCUGACCACAACAAGCCGGUGUGACACACAGUUCAAACAGAUCAAUGCAUCCUUACGAUGGGAAUAUGUGAAGCAAAUUAUUGUUUUUUUUUUUCUUUCUCUCUUUUUGAGAUAAAUCGAAAGUUUCUAAGGUGUUUAAAGAUGAUGUCAAGAAAUUCCAUAAGACUCACAGAGGGACUAAAUAAAACAGAACUCAAUUAUUGUGUAAAUAAAAAAGUCUUUAAGAAGAAAAAAAGGUACAAACUUCACUUCUUCUGAAACACAAACUGUGAACAGAAGAGGAGCCUUAUUGACGUUCCAGUGGGAAUAUAUUACCAGGACGACUCGGUGAGGAGGUUCCUAUUGUAAUGCUCUUGUUGUUUCAAUGAUAAAUAUUUUUCUAUCUGCUCCCUUCAUGAUAUUGCCAUUUAAUUCAAAUGAUAUGGAGAUUCUUUCUUAAACCCAGUUCAUUUUACCUAAUCACAUUUUGAAGGAAGGAUUGAAACCAGUAUUAUUUGUGAAGUUCUCUGAACGGCCUCUGUAUUCUUUGUUCUCACACUUGUACAUGCUAGAGAGGUAUACCUUCAGGUUGUGGUCACAUGGUUUGUUAUUUGUAACACAGUCUGUUCGCCAGGUUUUAGAAUUUCCAUGCUAUCUGCCAUUCAAAGAUUUCCUGUUUGGAGAAGAAGUGUGCUAAAUUGUGAGAAAAGGUGUUCUUGUGCCAUUAUUUUUGUAUGCGUUCUACCAAAAACCAGGCCCAGACACAAGUGACUCAGAUGUUAUCACCGCAUUGCAACGUCAAAAGGGUUCAUUCCCGUUUAUGUACAGGUCAUCACAUUAAAAAAAUAAAUAAAAAUACAGUUGAGUCACUCGAUACGGUUGCUUUUUAGUGCUGGUGGAGUUUACUUUGUAAUUACAGCUGUGCCAAUGUCUUUAUAAUGGGAGCUCUCAGUUCUACCCAUGUAUUAUUGUCUUGCCUUGCUCUAUAUCACUCCUAUUAACUCCCUGGCCUGAAUUUCAUGUGUGCUGCUUGGUGACUCAGGUGAACCUGUUAAGCUUAGUUCUAUUUCUGUCCGCAUGUUUAUAUAUUGGGAAACUUUGUCCAGCUGGGGAAGGAGACAAACCGUGAGACAGAUAUUUCCAGCCAGGAAUGGCCUAGAACCAGCAGCACGUGUCUCUAACCACAUCUCUGUUUCAAACGCAUUUCAUUUGCUGACCCGUUCAUGCUUAUGUCUUGUCUGAUAUGAAAUUCCCCGACAUUCUAAGCUACAAAGAAGAAAAACGCUUGUAUCAGGCACGCAAAAUCACAUGAGAAAUUUUCCUUUUAUAUUCCCUCAUGUAUGUCAUAUUUAUGUUUGGUUCAAAACAUUAAUAUUAGGUCAAUUUUGUUGGCAGCAAAACAUUAAAACUACUUUGCCCUCCACAUGUAAUUAGAAAAUUGUAAUGAAAUAUACUGUAUGUAUUUAAAGUUACAAACCAGUGUUGGAUUAAUUAUGACUACAUCCCUGAAAAAAAUCAGAUAUAUUCAGCGGAACUUUGAAUCUUGCUGCCAGUAUUUAUCCAGUCUUUUGUCCAUUUCUUUUGCCUUCAGAGAGCUGGAAGCGCAAGUGCUGCAUGCUGUUGAUGCAUGCAUGAGCUAAACUCCAGGAUAGUCUGUGAGACCCACCCAGUGCCAACACUUUUUAUGUUCUAUACCGCUUUGUUAAUAGUUUUAUGCACCAAACGGUCCAUUCAUCCCUUCCACACUCUGAGUUAGGGGUCAAGUCCUCACAAGGAUUAAGUGUUUCCCUUUUUUCUUCUUGCUUCAGAAGAUAAUAGUCAAAGUCUAAGGAAAAGCUGUAAAAACUUACGUACUUGAGAGUUUACGCUCAGAGAAAUAAAUAUGCCUCUCUUAUGGGAAAGGUACGGCAGAGAAGAUAUAAAGGUGAAGACUUAGCGUGGGCUGGUAUGAGGUUCUCACAACAUAACAACCCCAGAGAAAAACAUACAGUUUAGUAUAUUUAUUUUAUGAUAAAUACCAUGGAUCAUAAAAUAUUUAUCAUAAUUAUUAUUUAUGAUAUUUAGACAUAACAGUUUAACAAAAAUUGUAUUAUAUGAGCACAUUUAUUUUAUUAAAACAAAGCUAUUGUUUCAGCUGGCAAAUUAAAUGGGCUCAGGUAUCAUUCCUCUAAUUGGCUGAUUAACUGGCAUACAGCUUGUAGCUUAGGAACUGCUGUUUUAAGAUAGUUUUACCUUAAUAAAACUAUCUUUAUUAAAGUAAAACGUAAUAAAGAGAGAUAAAGAUUUUUCUUAUUUUUAUUAUCAUGGCUCACAGAGAGUCUCGAUGUGGUACUUUACAUCUUGGGUCCCUGUAUGUUUUACAACCAGAAAUAUUUCAAAACACCAAAAAGCUUCUUUGCUAUAAGCAUGGGAAUAAUGUGUUCUAUAUAAUCAUAGAAAAAUCCAGAAUAAAGUUAAAAGAACUUUAAACAGUAAGAAAGGUAGGAAGGAAAAAUGUACCGUUUUGAAACUAAUUAGAAAUGCUACAAGAAUUUGUCUUCACCUAGAAUCAGACAUUUUUUUUUAACUCAGGCAUUUUUACUGUCUCUACAAUUAACACUGGGUUGACUUUGUUUAAUGCUAUCUUUGCUAACAAAGCUAAUUGCAAAUAAAUGAUGGUUUAAAUUUAAAACUCCAUGAUCAUUUUAUCUUUGCUUUCAAAUAGUAAAAACCCUAUUUUACAGUAACGUCUUUCAGUGUGUGUGACAUCACAUUUCCUCAUUUCUUGAAUUCUCCUGGCAGAAAGGUGGAAAAAACAAUUUCUAAAAAAUUUAUUUCUAUAUUGUAGUUUUGAAAGAGAAUCUCAAAUCAGCCAAUAUCAGACACAAAACAUAAAAGCUGCAGAUUAGAUGUCGUCCAUAAAAUUCUGACUAUUGCAUCUCAAAAUGUAGCUUUUCAAAACCUGACUAUAUGUCAAAGCCAGAAAGUAGCCCAUACCUGAAGAAUGUAUGUUAUAUAAAAAAAAUAUGGAGACACAAGUGGAUAAAUAUAAGAUUUUUUUAUUUCAUUACUGUUGCAGAUUUCUGAGCAAUCUAAGUAACUUUUUUUUUUCUGUAAGACAUGAUACAACCUCACCCAAACUCUGACUUUAAAGCUACAUUUUCAACACAGUUAAAACAAAAGACAUCCUAAGCUGUAUUAUAUUAUCCAUACUCUUACAAAAACACAUAAUUCACAAUAAUACCGACAAGUCACUAUUAACUUGCCUGUCUAGUGCAUACACAGUCAUGCAUAAACGCAUAUGUACACACAAGAAGCAAAGUAAUAACAAAAAAGGACAUUGCAUAUAUCUUGAUAAACGAUAAUAAACUACUGCAGGACUUGACAGCUAUCCAUUCCAGUUCACCCAAGGCCAUCUGUGACGGUUCACUAGGAAGUAAUACAUUACCUGAUAAACAGAGUUGAAAAAUUAAUUUUGAGCCAGACGUGGAUUUGCAGCUUGUUCUUCUAUGCCAUACAUCUGUGUCUUACCAGCAGGCAGUACUGGAGUAUGCCUAUACAGCACACAUCCGUGGGUCUUCAGAGUCAAGUUAGCGUGUGUACACAUGGAGUCUGGGAAAGGCUGGGAGAAAAUAUGCUAAUCCUUAAGAUGUGCCAAUUUCCAGUUGGAUUUCCUUGAAUUUGCUGGAUGUAUUUGGUCCUACAACAUUGAGACUUUUUAAAGACAAUGAGACUUGAAGCAUUGCAACUGAUUGAGCUCCCCUGCAUGUACCCAGACGGCCUGUUGGUGUGCGUAUGUGUGUGUGUGUCUGCGUCUACUGUACAGCAGCACCUACUCCUCUACCUCCUCUGAACGAACAUCACCAUUACUGAUGUUCUUGCCAACCCGCGCCCCAUUGAUUAUUGUUCCACGCUGUUUCACAUUAGCAGGAAGUCUUUAACCUUCGACCCUCGUUGUUCCAGCUUUGUUUUUCUGCCAUUGCUCAUGUCAGAGGUGGCACAGAAAAAGAAAGGCAUGAUCAUUAACCUUUGUCGGGAAGACACACAUUUUCGUUUGUCUGACAAAGCCCUAAUUGGAUUUAAUGUAAGCACUUAAGAGAAGAAGUUUUUUUUUCUUUUAUUUAAAUGGGCUUAAUUGUUCUCUUGCAGUUGGAAUGAGAGUGCCGUGUGAGAGCAAGCAGCAGGAUCCUGACAGAGAGCAAUAUCAGAAUUAGUCAUUGUUACAUGUGGGGUUAAACGCUUUUCUGUUUUUAUUUGAUUUUCAUAAUUUAUUUUUUAAUGUUUGCUCCUUUCUGAAUCCUUUCCAUCCAACCACAGAAUCCCCACCAACUCGGUUACAUCCAUUUCCUGCACAGAGCGUUGUUUCUUUUUUAUGUAAGUUGUAAAUAUGUGCUUUACUGUUUUCUUUACUAGUUGGUUCGUUGUUACUUUUUUAAAACUUUUAUUUUGUUUUUUAAUUAUUAUUGUAUCAAAAACUAAGGCAUUUUUUUUCUGUGAAGACCUGGUCCAAGCGCAAAAAUAUGGCUCUUCUAUGAGUAUAUUAUUGUCAGAAAAUGUUUUGUAAAAAUUUUGAUGAUGAUAUAAGAAAUAAAACUAUAAAGGUGGGAAA
Xiphophorus couchianus (Monterrey platyfish) is the source of this 8735-nucleotide messenger RNA. Its product is annotated as leucine-rich repeat transmembrane neuronal protein 4. The record is from RefSeq and is a predicted model, not a curated record. Gene Ontology annotation, cellular component: extracellular matrix. Bases 831 to 2720 code for a protein of 629 amino acids. Gene Ontology annotation, molecular function: protein binding. NCBI's taxonomy places the organism in Eukaryota, Metazoa, Chordata, Actinopteri, Cyprinodontiformes, Poeciliidae. The transcript is spliced from 3 exons.